This is a messenger RNA of Brassica rapa (field mustard), 3166 nucleotides long. RefSeq lists its product as uncharacterized. NCBI's taxonomy places the organism in Eukaryota, Viridiplantae, Streptophyta, Magnoliopsida, Brassicales, Brassicaceae. The record is from RefSeq and is a predicted model, not a curated record.
UCUAGAACAUGUGUAUUUGUAACAAAAUGAGUAUUAAAUUACUUUUUAAUUCAAGUUGUAAAGAGUGAUAGUAUUUUAUUCAAGUAACGAUGAUUGUAUUUUGAUCCAAUUUGUUAAACUUUCGUUAUUCCACCAUGAUCAAUAUAUAUCUUAGCGACCAUAAAAAGAGAGUGAGAAUGAUAGACUGAUAGUCUUGUUAAUACAAGGAAGAAACAAUACCUAUGAGGAAAUAAAUCCAUAACUACACAAAAUGAUAGAUAGUAUAUAGUUUUUGAGGAUUAUAGACAAUUUAGUAGGGAAGUUAAUAAAAGUAAAGUUUAAUAGUUUGAAGACUUCACUAUUAAUUUAUAUAUAUAUAUAUAUAUAUAUAUAUAUAUAUAUAUAUAUAUAUAUAUAUAUUAGCUCUUAAAAAUUUGUGGGUUCUUCACCAAUGAUUCAUAGAUAUGUCCAUGCUUGGCACUAUACAUAUUUUGCAAUAUAUAUGUUUUAUAGGGCACUAGCAAUAAAUAAGGGUGCAUCUUGAAAUAUGGCAACAAAGCAUUUGUGUAAAACGAUAAAGUUAGAAGCAAGGCUUGAUGACGUUUGCAGAGGCUGUUUCCAUAUGCAGACGAAAUCAUCUUCUUGAGAAUAGGGUGUUGACUGUUGAAGCAUCAGAAAGAGCGCGGUGGGGAGGCAAACUAGUAGCAAUACCGGAAUCACAGGCAAGGGCAGUAGCAUCAUUGUGAAAAGUGCGGUGGAGAUGGCAACAAGCAUGGCUUAUAUAUGGAGAAGAACAUAAUUGGGCAACCCAAAUUUAUAAAUAUAUACACGUUGUGGUCGAAUUCAUAUCUUGUAACCAGAAUUAAUUUAGACAUUAUAUAUGCAUAGGCAUAUUCAUUAAAAAAAAAUGUGACCUUCAAAUUUCUAAAAAUAGGAGAAACCACUUUAUCUUGAUUUCUAUGUUUUGGUAGCUGCCAAUAAAAUCUUUAAAUUCCGGUAAAAUUGGCACGUUGGACAGAGUUUUUGCUGUUGUGGGUAAUUAAACCCGUGUUAAAUCUUAGCCUUGAUGGUUGUUAUCUGUGCUGUCUAAAAGUUAAAACCGCGUUUUAUAAUUAGCAAUCUUGUAAACAUUAGAGCAAAUAAGCAAAACAAAUUACUUCUUUUGGGAAUUUUGUAACUUUAUAAAUAACUUUUUCUUCUGUACUCCUAACUUUCAUUACCCUAUAUAAAGUUUAUUAAGUUUCCAAGUGAUUGAAAACAAAAACUUUACAAAUCUUAUAUUACUUAUUGAGAUCAAAAGAAAAUGAAGAAAAUGACCAAAAAGUUAUCGUCUAAGUACGUGAAGCUCCACAAGAGCCGGCUCCGGCAAGAGGGGUCUAUGAAGUCGGAGGACGGUGGAGAGCUUUUCCAGGAAAAUCACUCGCCGGAAAAUGAGGAAAACAAUGAAACGAAGGAGACACCAAAAGUUAAAAAGAUUAUGGAGUCCAUGCAUCGUAAGCUAAUGCUAAGAGAGAAAACAAAAAAGAAUAUCCACGUGGACGAUCAAGAACAAUCCCAAAGGUCUGAACGCUCGGUUAGCAACGACGACCAGCUUGAAGGUUCGGUUAGGAACAUGAACCGUGGUGAUAAAGAUCAGCUUGAAGGUUCGGUUAGAAACGGACAUAUGGAUCAUCUUGAAGAUUUGAUUAGGGGUCGUGAUCGUAUGGACAAUGCUGAAGGUUCAAUUAAGAAAGGUGCUCGUGACCGUGUGGACCAGCUCGAAGGAUCUAGCAGAAACGGUCGGAAAUCUCAAUGUGAAGACGUUACUCCUAAAAGAAGCGGUGAAGUAGACCAAUCAGAAGAAUCAACUAAGAACCCUUCUGAUUUUACUUCUAAAAAGGAUUAUCUUGAUUGGAUUGAACAUGUUGAAGGUUCUAGUAAUCAUUGUUUCGAUCGAUCCGAAAAUCAUGAAAAGCCUUAUAGGAAGAACGACAUCGACCAUGAUCAGAUAAGCGUUGGAAUAUCGGAAGGAUCCAUAGAGGGGAAUAACGAUGAGAUCCUAUUACUCAAGAGCUCUAAGUAUAGAAAAAUGAAAUCUGAAGAUUCCAAAGGUUAUAAGAAAGGAAAAGGUAGUAAGGUCAAAGAUUCAUUGAGAAGUCAAAUGGUUGACUAAACGUGCCUUUCACAUAUAAUCUGAUCAUUGAUCAUUUAGUUAGUGUGAACUACUACUACUCUUUUGUAUAAUCAUAUUAUUAUCUUCAAUAAAGUCUUCACUUUACUAUUUUUAUAGAAUCGUAUCUAUAGUGCGUUCAAAGAAAAACAACCACCGUUUUCUGGAUUACUUCAGAAGUCUUGACUAGUUAUCAAAAGAGACGUCAUUUUAUAAUUGAUAAUUAAUAGAGCCUAGAACAUGAGACUGCACCCAUUCGAAGGUGUUUUUGAUCCUAUAUUUCAACAUUCAGAUUUUUCUACAAGCAUUAAGCAUGAACAAGACAAUGUGCGUUCGUAAAUCCGAGUAAGACAAAAGUAUACAAGGCCAAACAUAUUAUGAUUCCUAUUACAAUUUUUUUUUAAGUGUGAAAAAAGCAAGAACAAAAACCCCAAUCAAUUAACAAGUUUGUCAACUAAAACUCUCGUCAUCAUCUUUAUAUAUCAUCAUGUAAUGCCCAAAACCUCGUCGGGGGACUGAUGAUAGCUAGAACUAAGGCGUCUGCUGACCAAAAUGUGCCGGGUCCAUCGUAGCUUCCGAGUCGGAUCGAGGGGCGGGUACAUCAUCAGCAUCAUUAUUCAUUAACAUCAGCAUCAUUAUCAUCAACCAAAGUCAUAUCAUGGAUACUGGAGCGCUUCUUUGCAUGAUUCUCCAUGUCUUGCCUCUGGAAAUACUUUUGUGCAUGGCUUGCGACUUGCCUUGCAGACCUUGUCUUCACAUACUUUCUCGAUACACUCUUCCAAUCUCCUCUCCCAAACUCGCCUAAUCCCUUCAGAAAUUCUCUGAAAAUAUCAUCAGAUAUAGUCAACCAAAACCCCUUAGCCAAGUUUGUUAGAAAUCAAGAUGCUCUUAGAAAAUCGUAUAAAACGUAACAAAUAAGAGCCUUUACGUGAUUACCUAAGCAAUAUAAAAAUCUAACAGUUCAUCACCAUUCACCAGUUUACUGUAGUCAAAAAAAAAAAAAAAUCACCAGUUUAGUUUAUAUACUUUCCCUUAAAC